Molecule: messenger RNA, 1234 nt
Organism: Elaeis guineensis (African oil palm)
Lineage: Eukaryota; Viridiplantae; Streptophyta; Magnoliopsida; Arecales; Arecaceae
Source: RefSeq, a predicted model, not a curated record
UAACCACCUAUUUAGUUGUGCAUAAUUGCAUCAUUGCUAGAUUUUAUUGAAGGGAAACAGUUGAAAGGAGGCUCAUUUGAUCAAAAGACUUGGUUCAUCUAUGUUUCCUUGGUCUUAAUAUAUAAAGACGCAAACAGUCUAUAGAUUGAUAUAAUUCUUACGAGGUAUACCAUGGUACCAAACAAGCUAUCUAUCAACCUCAGAUGGCAUUCAAAUGGAACCCAUGAGAGAGAGAGCUUUAAAUAUUGCCGUCACCAAACAUCAAUAGCCAAUCCCAAGCCUGACCCCCUCUCCCAUGGAAUCACUCGGAGCCACCAUCCACUCUGAGGCCACCUCAAGCCUCUCAAACAAGGAGGCCAUCAUGGUGAAGGCAGAAGAGGAGGAGGGAGGAGCAGGAGGAGGAGGAGAACAGCCAGAGUGCAACGAAGUCUUAUUAGAUCUCAGCAUGUCCAAUAAAGACUCCGACGAUGGCACCUCGUCGUCAGCCCAGCCCGUGCUCGAGCUCGACCUCAUCGGAUCCUUGGGCGCCACAGCCGGCGCGGCCGCCAUCGAGGCCCCACCACCGGAGUCCCGGGAGUCGGAGCCAAGGGUGUUCUCGUGCAACUACUGCCGGAGGAAGUUCUACAGCUCGCAGGCGCUCGGCGGGCACCAGAACGCUCACAAGCGCGAGCGGUCCCUCACCAAGCGUGGUCCCCGGCCGGGCCAUGGCCUCGGCUGUUUCCCGCCGAGCAUGGCGGCGCUGCCGCUGCAUGGGGCGUUCGGCGGGAGGCCGUUGGGAAUUCAGGUGCACUCCAUGGUCCACAAGCCUUACUUCGGGGCGGCGCCUUCCAUGGCCGGUGGAGUGCUAAAUGGGCGGCAUGGGUGGUGCCGGCCGGCGGCGCCGACCAUCGAUCAGCGGCCAGCUGUUGGGAGGCUACGGAUGGAGAACUUUUGGGCCGCUCCUUCUGCGAGGUUCGAUGAGGCGGGGGUGGCGGCCGGAGGGUACCGGUGGGGUGGUGGUAAUCAAUUGAGUGCAGGGAAAGAGGAGGUCCAGAAGCUCGACUUGUCUCUCAAACUUUAAAGAGUAUAUAGCAGUGGUAGUAGCUUUAGAUAUUUGAUCUCUCUGGAAUUGGCUACAGAUUUUUCUCUGUUUUGGUUCUCCUCUAGUUAUGGCUGAGAACUUGUUCAUAUGGAUUGGUAGUUCAGCAGAUUUUUGACGUGUUGAUGAUGAUCUUCUAAUCAAUUUCUCCCAAUG